Molecule: messenger RNA, 2050 nt
Organism: Hyalella azteca
Lineage: Eukaryota; Metazoa; Arthropoda; Malacostraca; Amphipoda; Hyalellidae
Product: mitochondrial-processing peptidase subunit alpha-like
Exons: 10
Cellular component (GO): mitochondrion
Molecular function (GO): metal ion binding
Source: RefSeq, a predicted model, not a curated record
GUUGUAUAAGAAUAAGGCAGGGCUGCAAAAUCAAGCCCAACUAUGGCGGCAGUUGAGCAGCAGCUCAGGCAGUGGUUCUGGAACAGCAACUACCACAUCAACAACCUAUCACACAGCUACACAAACAGAAACUCUUUCAGACUACCAGAGCAAACAUACCCAGCCUGUUUUUGAGUCAAAGCUACCUGAUAUUGCUAAAAUUCCUCUAUCUGAACCUGUACCAUGGAUACCUCCUCCUAAAUACUCUACAGCUUCUGAAUCUAAUACUGCCACUAGAGUCACAACACUUGAUAAUGGAAUACGAGUGGCAUCUGAGCCAAAGUUUGGCAGUUUCUGUACAGUGGGAGUGGUACUGGACAGUGGCAGUCGAUAUGAAGUUGCAUACCCAAGUGGUAUCUCUCAUUUCUUGGAGAAGCUUGCAUUUGGUGAUACUCUCAACAUGAAGAGAGAGCAGAUCAUGAAUACCGUGGAGAAGCUUGGUGGCAUUGUUGACUGUCAAACGCUCAGAGAUGCUGUGAUAUAUGCUGCAUCAGUGGAGAGCAAAGGCCUGGAGCGCAUUGUGGAGCUGCUCUCGGAGGUUGUGUGGAGGCCUCUCAUUACGCAGCCGGAGUUUGAAAUGGCACAAGUAGCUGUGUCUUUUGAUCUGGAGAACCUGGCCUUGCGGCCUGAGAAAGAUGCACUGCUCAUGGAGAUGAUUCAUAAGGCACCAGCGGGCAGAAUGAAGUUCGCCAACAAUGGUGCAACAAGGUGGCCGAAUCUCGACUGGAUGGAGGCUUUCAUGGUGCGGUCUCCUAGGGUACCAGAAGCAAUAUGGAAUGAGGUGUGGGAGGACUGGAGCGCUCUGGGGAAGAACAAGCCAGGUCCAGCACAGCCACCGGACCAGGUUGUGGUGUGGGUCCGAGGCUGCGAUCAUGCUUUGGAGGAGAGAGUGGUCGACACAAUUGAAAGCUUUCCACGGGUCGACCGCAGCUGCCACUGUGCGGGCUGGAGGCCGCCGUCAAUUGAAACCCGUCGCAAGCUGGUGCGCGAGCGGAGUGGGUCAUGUGCGGCGGAAGAAGCUGACCUGUCGAAGGUGUCCCUGGGCGUGAACCCCCUGCCCGAGCUGUGCCACCUGGUCGUGGGUCUGGAGUCCGUGCAUCAUCAGCAUUCUGACUUCGUCACCAUCUGCGUCCUGAACGUCCUUAUGGGGGGCGGGGGUUCCUUCAGUGCUGGGGGUCCUGGCAAGGGCAUGUACACCAGACUCUACACCAACGUCCUGAACAAACACCACUGGAUCCACAACGCGGUGGCCGUGAACCACGCCUACAGCGACUGCGGGCUCUUCUGCAUCCUGGCGUCAGCGCAUCCCUCACACCUACACGAUCUCACCGGGGUGCUUACUAGGGAGCUCGUCGCCAUGAGCAACGCUGUCACCACGGAUGAGCUGCAGCGCGCCAAGACUCAGCUGCAGAGUAUGGUGCUAAUGAACCUCGAGUCUCGUCCUGUCAUCUUCGAGGACAUGGCACGUCAGGUGCUGGCCACGGGCAACCGCAAGCAACCUACAUACUUCAGCGAACUCAUUAGCAAGGUAACCCUGGACGACGUACACCGCGUCGCAGGCCAGAUGCUCACCUCUAAGCCCUCCAUCGCCGCCUACGGCAGCCUCGACAAGCUCCCGUCGCGGCAAGACAUCGAGGCCGCGCUCGCUGACAAGGCUGGACGCCUCAAGUCUCCCAGAUCUGGUUAUUCCCUCUUCCGAUGAACAUAUUAGUUUUGUUUAUGCUAUUGUAUACAACCUCUACAGUGUCAGUUUACUAGGUACUUAUUUCGUCAUAACUAUCUCGGCUUGCACAUAAUGUUAAUCAAGAGUCGCUGUACGAUCGAGUUUCCUCUGUAAAAAUUGUAUCAGUUUGAACAUAUUUUGCACGUCAAUUGACUGAAUCGUAUCUCUUUAUUUCUUGGUUGUGUCGCAUUUUUGCUCGAGAUAUUCUGGAAGAUUCCUGAAUUUUCCCAGUUAUGGCCCCUAAAUUUGGAAAAAAUUCAACCUUUGUAGUACAAAUCGGGAAAAGUU